AUGCUAGACGAGAAUCUCCCCACCUUCUUUCUCAAAGCCUCGACGGACAAGAUCAAGCACCAUGAAUCCUACUACUUCACCCAACAUGGCUCCGAGCCCGACGCGCAGUAUGCCCUCCACCACGCCGACCCUGCCACCAACGAUGCGAGGAACACCUACGCCGUAGCCCUGUUCGACUCGCAUAGUCCAGAGAUUUUAUACGGAGAAGUACUCGCAAAGCCGGGCUGGGCACAUCCAACCCUCUCACAAGAGGAGAUACGCAGGAAUGGCGGCGUACCGCCCCCGCCGCAGCCCAUCUACCCGACCGAGUUCGCGAUACAACUAUACAGCCCCGACUCGCAGGUCAUCGUACGGCAACAGACAACCAAAUGGAGCAGCACGGUGAGCUGGGAGUUCAGCAUCCCCCAGGUCACCUUCAGAAUGCCGAGCAGCUCAGAUCUCGAUCGGACCCAGACCGAUCCUGGGGCAAGUAACAACACGCCGCGGGUCAACUUCGCGUGGAGGAAAGAGGGCAGGCUUGGCAAGGACAUGACGUGCUACAUGACGGGCAAGUCGACAGAUCCGACGGGAAAGAAGGCGAAAAAGAGCAAGGAGCCGGACAUCGCCGUUGCCUUAUUCUCCGGCCUGAGGGAGAUGACCAUCAUGGAACCCAAUCUUUACCGCAUCGAAAUCGAAGACUACAAGGGCUUGGAGGUGGCUUUACUGCUCGGCGCCGCCGUUAUACGAGACCUAUUCUUUAGCGAUCUAAACGAGCAGUUCCACAUCAACAGUACAGCCAUAAGGAAGAAUAGCGGGGGCUUGCGAGCCAGGAAGGGGUCGUCGCCAUUGGAAGGACCCAACAUUACACCGCCCGUCAUGACACCGCAGCCUCCCCCACCGCCAGCCUACACCGGCCCAUCGCAAUACCCGCCUGAGAAGGCGCCCCUGCAGCCUGCGAGAAGCGCUGCCGUCAACGCUCAAAUCCCACCAUCCUCGUAUACAAACAACCACGCCGCAAAACGCUUGUCUCUCCCGCCGCUUACGACCAACCAGCGUCGUCCAUAUCAACCUCAACCACAACUACAACGACCUGUACAACAGCAACAGCAACAGCAGCAGCAGCAGCAACCACCUCAGCAACAGCAACAGCCUCAGCAACCUCCGCGAUUAGACCCGCGAUCGCAGUGGGAGAUCGACGCCGAGACCGCGCGUCUGAAAGCCCAAGUCGAAGCCGAAGCACGCGAGCAGAAGCGACAAGCAGACGCUAGUCGGAAAACGCGCCGAAAGCAAGAAGAGGAAGCAGAGCGCAAGACCCUCCAAUUCCUUGAGCAAGAACGCAAGCAAAAGGAAAGAGAGGAAAAGGAACAGAGACGAAAACAAGCAGAAGUUGACAAGGAAACCGAACGUCUCCGGAAACAGUUCGGAAACCAAUCCAACCUCCUUCGACCCUCCCCACAACCCCAACGUCACUCAGCACCGCUUAUCCAGGGCCCUUGGCAGACACAACGACCCACCGCCCAGCAGGCUCCUAGACCUGCUCCCGUACCCGCGCAACCGGUUCAGAACCCGUACUUACAGGCCCCGUACCUGCAGGCUUCUGGUGGACAUCGGCCCAUGGCGAGUCAUAGCAGCUUCUUCAGCAAUGGACUACCGAAGCCGCAGCCUCAGCCUCAGCCUCAGCCUAAACCGAAGAAGAGCUUCUGGGGGCUAAGGACGCAGAGUGAGUCAAACUCAGAGAAGCUGAAGAAGAAAAAGAGUAGUAUGUUUUGA
Molecule: messenger RNA, 1749 nt
Organism: Cucurbitaria berberidis CBS 394.84
Lineage: Eukaryota; Fungi; Ascomycota; Dothideomycetes; Pleosporales; Cucurbitariaceae
Exons: 2
Coding region: 1-1749 (582 amino acids)
Source: RefSeq, a predicted model, not a curated record